Rotaria socialis is the source of this 1023-nucleotide messenger RNA. Lineage: Eukaryota; Metazoa; Rotifera; Eurotatoria; Philodinida; Philodinidae. The record is from the annotation of a GenBank genome assembly.
AUGUCAACAUGGCGCAAACGGUUCUCAAGAAAAUCACAAAGACUUACUGAAAAUGACGAAAUUCUCUUGAAUAAUGCAGCAAAAUACCGUAAAAAAGUACAAGCAGCAGUAAGUCAAAUAAAUCGUACAAAGAAAUUUGCACAACGAACUUUUGAUAGUCCUGCAUCUGAAAUUCAUGUUGCUCGACUUAUCAAUGAUAUUGGGCAACUAUCAGAUUGUAAACCAUUACAAGAAGUUACUGGUUUAAUAGAUUCGUUAGCUAUGCGUCAUCAAUUAUCAUCACGAAUAUUUAAUGAAUAUGCCAUGAAUUCACUUCAACAAGCAUUAAAAAAAUUAAAUGAUAAUUUAUCAAAUGAUUUUGAUAAAACAAAAUCUAUUUUUGAAGAAGCUGUGACAAAUCAUUGCUCUGAUCAUACAAAAAAUCAAUUAUUAACAAAAGUACAAAUGGAAUGGUCGAAACAUCAACAAGUAGCAGCUAAAGAAUUGAAACAAGGUUUAUCAUCGUAUUGUGAUAUUGGUUUGUAUAAUCUUAAAGUACAAAUGGCUAUUCUCGAGAAACUUCAAAGUUUCAUUGAUCAAUUAUCUCGUGGCGAUGAUCCGGAUUCAAAUAAUGGUUUAUCAAAUUUUGCUGCUAAUAGUAUACAAACUCGCCGUGACAUAGAUACUAUGUUACGUGUUAUGCUUGAUGCAGCACCAAAUGAUUCAACUUCUUUACCUGGAGCAAAACGACCAAAAUUUCUUGACAAUCAUUUAACUCUUUCAAAUUCACUUUUUUCACCUGAAAUCUCUGAAGCAGCAGCUGGCUCGAAUUUCCCAACAAUAGGACAAAGAAGUACACCAGUUACUCCUCAAUAUUCAUCUAGGAUUAAUUGUGCAACAGAUACAAAUAGACGCACACCACAAUAUGAAGCGACAAUGAGAACACCCUUGACUCCACAGAAUGAUUAUUUUCAAACUACAUCUGAGAAUGAUCCACUACCUUCGUAUAGUGACUUAUUCGUUGUACCGAGUACUUGCAAAUAA